This is a messenger RNA of Arabidopsis arenosa, 4295 nucleotides long. NCBI's taxonomy places the organism in Eukaryota, Viridiplantae, Streptophyta, Magnoliopsida, Brassicales, Brassicaceae. The record is from the annotation of a GenBank genome assembly.
CAACACAACAUUUUUCUCUCUUCUUCCACACUUCAUCCCUAAAACCCUCUGGCUCAAACCGAAAUUUAUAGAAAUCGCAUCGAUGGAGAUCGUCAAGAGCCUCAUCUUCAUCUCUUUGGCUGUCGUUCUUCUCUUCGCUUCCAUAGCAGAAGCCAACAUUAAAGCACACCACCACGAGUUCAUUAUACAAGCUACGAAGGUGAAGAGACUAUGUGAAACACACAACAGCAUUACGGUCAACGGAAUGUUUCCCGGUCCAAUGCUUGUAGUCAACAACGGUGAUACUCUCGUCGUCAAAGUUAUUAACCGGGCUCGGUACAACAUAACAAUCCACUGGCACGGUGUGAGGCAAAUGCGAACCGGUUGGGCAGAUGGACCGGAAUUUGUGACCCAAUGUCCAAUCAGACCGGGAUCAAGCUACACGUACCGGUUUACUAUCCAAGGACAAGAAGGUACACUUUGGUGGCAUGCUCAUAGUUCGUGGCUUAGAGCCACUGUCUACGGUUCGCUUCUUGUCCUUCCUCCGGCUGGCUCGUCUUACCCAUUCACAAAUCCCCACCGCAACGUCCCUCUCCUUCUUGGUGAAUGGUGGGACGCUAAUCCGGUUGAUGUGUUGAGAGAAUCUAUACGAACCGGUGGAGCUCCUAAUAACUCCGACGCUUACACCAUCAAUGGUCAACCUGGUGAUUUCUAUAAAUGCUCUUCUCAAGAUACGACAAUAGUACCAAUAAAUGUUGGUGAGACCAUACUACUACGAGUAAUAAACUCAGCAUUGAACCAACCGUUAUUCUUCACGGUGGCUAACCACAAGCUCACCGUGGUAGGAGCUGACGCGUCUUACCUAAAACCCUUCACCACUAACGUGAUUGUUCUCGGUCCGGGCCAAACCACCGAUGUCCUCAUAACAGGUGACCAACCACCAAACCGCUACUACAUAGCCGCAAGAGCUUACCAAAGCGCCCAAAACGCACCGUUUGGAAAUACAACCACAACUGCAAUCCUCCAAUACAAAUCCGCCCCUUGUUGCGGUGUAGGCGGCGGAAGUGGAACCAAGAAGGGUAUUUCCGUCAAACCAAUCAUGCCUAUCCUCCCUGCCUACAACGACACCAACACCGUCACACGUUUCAGCCAAAGCUUCCGGUCACUAAGACGAGCUGAGGUUCCGACAGAAAUCGACGAGAAUCUGUUUGUAACAGUCGGACUCGGUCUCAACAACUGUCCUAAGAACUUCAGAUCAAGAAGAUGCCAAGGUCCUAACAGCACACGUUUCACUGCAUCGAUGAACAAUGUUUCAUUUGCUCUCCCAAGUAACUACUCACUCCUUCAAGCUCACCAUCAUGGAAUCCCCGGAGUCUUCACAACAGAUUUUCCGGCGAAGCCUCCGGUGAAAUUCGAUUACACAGGUAACAACAUAAGCCGAUCUCUCUACCAACCUGAUAGAGGGACUAAGCUAUACAAACUCAAGUAUGGAUCAGGGGUUCAAAUUGUUCUUCAGGACACCGGUAUAGUAACUCCUGAAAAUCAUCCCAUUCAUCUACACGGCUACGAUUUCUACAUUAUCGCCGAGGGUUUCGGUAACUUCAAUCCCAAGAAAGAUACCGCGAAAUUCAAUCUCGAAGACCCGCCUCUUAGAAAUACCGUUGGUGUACCUGUUAAUGGUUGGGCCGUCAUCAGAUUCGUCGCAGACAACCCUGGGGUUUGGCUAAUGCAUUGUCAUCUAGAUGCACACAUAUCUUGGGGACUAGCCAUGGCUUUCUUGGUUGAGAAUGGAAAUGGAGUUUUGCAGACAAUGGAGCAGCCUCCUGCUGAUUUACCCGUAUACCAAAACUCGCCUCUGAAAGCUCCGAUGACGAAGAAGAAAAAAGGAGCUAACGAAGAUAAAACGAUAGAAACGAAGAGCAAAAACGUUUCUGGGAAAUCUCAGAAACAGAAGAAACAACCAGUAGAAAAAGAGCUCAAACCAGUAGAAGAAAGCUUAAAAGAGGAGGACCUUCUACAAGAAUCUGGAACUGAUUCUGAUUACGACGGCGAUAGUUUGCCUGGGUCUUUGGAUUCCGAUGAUUUCGACUCCGAUUUUUUCGAUUCUGAGGAUGAUGGAACACAGGAAGGAACAGAAGAUGGAGAUGUAGAAUUUUCCGACGACGACGUACUUGAGCAUGAGGGCUCAAUUGAUAAUGAGGAUGAUGAAGAAAGUGAACAAGUAGAAAGUGACAACGGUGAGGAAGAUGGGAGUGAUGAAGGUUCUGAGCGAGAUGAAGCGGUUGAAGAGAGUGAUUCCUCAGAAGAUGAGGUUCCUUCUAGAAAUACAGUUGGAGAUGUUCCAUUGGAGUGGUAUAAAGAUGAGAAACAUAUUGGUUAUGACAUCACUGGGAAGAAGAUUACUAAGAAAGAAAAACAAGAUAAACUUGACUCUUUUCUUGCAACUAUGGAUGACUCUAAGAAUUGGCGCAAAAUUUAUGAUGAAUAUAAUGACGAGGAAGUGGAGCUGACUAAAGAGGAGUGCGAGCUCAUGCGUAGAAUACUCAAAGGGGAAGCUCCACAUGCUGACUUUGAUCCAUAUGCGCCUUAUGUUGAUUGGUUCAAAUGGGAUGAUUCAAUACAUCCACUCUCAAGUGCGCCAGAGCCCAAGCGAAGAUUCAUCCCUUCAAAAUGGGAGGCCAAAAAGGUUCUCAAGCUUGUUAGAGCAAUCCGGAAGGGGUGGAUCAAGUUUGAUAAGCCUGAAGAAGAGCCCAAUGUAUACCUCUUAUGGGGUGACGAUUCGACGUCUGAUCAAAAGAGCAAGCAUUUAACUUAUAUUCCUCCGCCCAAGAUGAAAUUGCCAGGACACGAUGAAUCAUACAAUCCUUCUUUGGAAUAUAUUCCAACAGAGGAGGAGAAAGCCUCAUAUGAAUUGAUGUAUGAGGAAGAUCGUCCAAAAUUCAUUCCUAAAAGGUUUACUUCUCUGAGAAGCAUCCCGGCGUAUGAGAAUGCACUGAAGGAGUCUUUUGAGCGUUGUUUGGAUCUAUACCUAUGUCCGAGAGUUCGAAAGAAGAGGAUAAACAUCGACCCUGAAUCUUUGAAGCCUAAGCUACCUAGUAGGAAGGAUCUUAGACCCUAUCCUAACUCCUGUUAUCUUGAAUAUAAAGGACAUACAGGGGCUGUUACUACCAUAUCCACUGAUAGUUCUGGCGAGUGGAUUGCCUCAGGUUCAACUGAUGGAUCUGUUCGCAUGUGGGAAGUGGAGACUGGUAGAUGUCUUAAGGUCUGGCAAUUUGAUGAAGCUAUUAUGUGUGUGGCUUGGAAUCCUCUUUCCAGGCUUCCAGUUUUAGCCGUUGCCAUGGGACGAGAUUUGUUUUUUCUGAACACUGAACUUGGAACUGAUGAGGAACAGGAAAUUACUAAAGAGAGGCUUCACUCAGGAAACAUUCCAGAACCAGAAGCGUCUGUUGCAGCAAUUGUAACCUGGCUACCUGAUGAGUUAUAUGGAGGGAUCAAGAUAAGACAUUUUAAGAGCAUAUCAUCUAUUGACUGGCAUCGUAAAGGAGACUAUCUCUCAACAGUGAUGGCAUCCGGCGAAACGCGAGGAGUGGUAUUGCACCAACUCUCAAAACAGAAAACACAAAGGCUCCCAUUUAAGAUCCGCGGACUUCCAGUCUGUACCCUUUUUCAUCCCAGCCUUUCUUACUUCUUCGUUGCGACAAGAAAGGACGUGCGUGUUUACAAUCUUUUGAAGCCAGGCGAGGCCACCAAAAAGCUUGAGACGGGGUUGAGAGAAAUCUCAUCCAUGGCGAUUCAUCCUGGUGGUGAUAAUCUGAUAGUAGGAAGCAAAGAAGGAAAGAUGUGUUGGUUUGACAUGGAUCUGUCUUCGAAACCAUACAAGACUCUCAAGAAUCAUCCUAAAGACAUUACAAAUGUGGCAGUUCAUCGAUCAUAUCCGUUAUUUGCUUCGUGCUCGGAGGAUUCAACAGCUUACGUUUUCCAUGGAAUGGUGUAUAAUGAUCUGAAUCAGAAUCCUCUGAUUGUACCAUUGGAGAUUCUAAGAGGUCAUUGUUCAAAAGGAGGAGUCUUGGACUGCAAGUUUCAUCCGAGACAACCAUGGCUUUUCACUGCAGGCGCUGACUCAAUUAUCAAACUCUAUUGCCACUAGAUAGAUUUUGUCCCAAACCCUAUUUUGACAAUUUUCAUAUCUUUUCUUCUUUGUUGUAUUCACCACCUAUCACAUUGUUUGAAAUUGUACUCAAAUCUUGUACCAUACGAGUUUUGUUAUGAUCGAGCUAUUAUUGAGAUUUCUAACUUAUAGCAUUUCCAAAAUGUUA